AGCUACAAACGCCUGCUGCCGCGGAAACAGCCAAUAGGAAUAAAGAAACAGCAACACUUCCUGUUUCACGAGGAGAGAGAUACUAUGAUGUGAAUAUUAUUAUCAAAGGGUACCCCAUUAUGAUUUAGACAGCUUUUCAUUCAUUUCUACUCGCUGAAUGAAACAGCGGGGACACCCCACCUGAGCCGUUUGACGGUUUAUGAGAGGAAGCUCAAGGUUCCCAGUGCACCACCAUGCCUGUCUCACUGCUGUGGGCGGUGGAUGUGUACGGGCGGGUCUACAGCCUGUCCACGGCGGGGCAGCUGUGGGAGCAGUGCCAUGAUGCCCAGAUGGAGUUCAAGCGGGUGACGGCAGCUCAGCAGUGCUGCUGGGGCAUCGCUUGUGACAACAACAUUUACCUGAAUGUCCACGCUUCUGACCUGCCAGUCCGCUAUCAGGAGGAGACCUACGAGAAUCAACGAUGGAAUCCAAUUGAUGGUUUCUCAGACCGUUUGUUGCCAAGUGACCGCUGGCAGUGGAGUGAUGUCACGGGUCUGCAACACCAACCUCUGGACAACUUCCGUAUUCCCUCUGACAGCUGGGAGUGGGAGGGUGACUGGUACGCAGAUGAAAACUUUGAGGGUGAGCCCACAGAGAAAGGGGGAUGGACCUACGCUAUUGACUUUCCUGCCACCUACACCAAAGACAAGAAGUGGAACUCCUGUGUCCGUCGCAGGCGAUGGCUCCGUUACAGGAGGUACAAAGCCAUGGACACCUGGGCUAAGAUCCCCCCACAGCAGACAACUCUACCAGAUCCUUUCAGCGACAUCAGUUGUGGAGGUUGGGAGAUCAAUGAGGAGCCCAGGGGCCGGCUGUCACUGUGGGCUGUGUCCCUGCAGGGCAAGGUGUGGUUCAGAGAGGGAAUCUAUCACCACAAUCCUGAGGGCUCUUUUUGGGAGGACAUCCCUCUCCCCGGGGAGGUGGUCCAGAUCAGUUGCGGGCCGGGGGAUCUGGUCUGGGCGGUGCUGUGGGAGGGGCAGCUCAUGGUCAGGGAAGGCAUCAGCAGGGACUGCCCAAAAGGUACCACCUGGGCGGUGGUGGACUCUCCCAAUCCGGAUGUGGGAGCCACACAUGUAGCCGUGGGAAACAAUGUUGUUUGGGCUUUGACCAAGGACAACAAAGUGUGGUUCAGACGUGGCGUGAACUCCCACAACCCCUGUGGCUCCGGCUGGAUCAGCAUGGUGGGAGAAAUGAUCAUGAUCAACGUCGGACUCAACGACCAGGUGUUGGGUAUCGGCUCCCAGGAUCGGGCGGUGUACUUCCGACAAGGUGUGACCUCUAGUGAAUUGAGUGGGAAAACCUGGAGGGCCAUCACCGUCCCCCGAGACGGAGACCGAUCCCACUCCAGUGCCAGUGCAGGCAGCCUGCAGAGUGCUGGAUGUUACUUCUGUGGUGAGGUGCGUGCUCAGUCAGUAGUGAGUGAUGUGGAAUCAGACACAGAGAAAGGAUCUACGGAUGGAGCCAGCUGCCUCGUGGCCUCCAGCUCACCAGAGUCCUUUGUUGAUGCCCCCACAGACCACUCUGACCAACCCAUUGAAACCCCCAAACCUCACAUCCCCAAAGUCACCAGCGACAGCUUCAUCUCUGAACUCGUCUCUGACCGAGAACCAGGAAAGACCUCAAGAGAGGGCGUUCCUGCUGGUCCAGCUGUUCUGGAGGAGGAACCCUUCCCCGGGGAAGAAGAGAUCAAAGCCCCCUGUGCGGGUGUAGCUAUUUCCCCUAGCCAGUCUGGAGGUCCUCUUGACCCCCAGUGGAGUAAUGUGGAUCUAGAGGAGGCGCAGGGCCAUCCGGUCCAGACUGGAGCAGUGCUGGACUCAGCUGACACCUGCAGCUUGUCAUCAGUGGCCACAUACACUCUGGCCAUGGAGGACCCGUAUGGGGCAGAUGAGCACCCUUUGUGGGCGUGGGUCAGUGGAGGCGGCUGCUCUGUGGACAGUCACUCCCAACUCAACUGGUUCAACUGCUCAAUGAACGCUUCAUCAAUGGUCCAGUCAGUCCAGUCGAUGAAUCUGUCUGUCACCCCAGCCCAGACGGCAGCCUGGCGAAGACAAAUCUUUGAGCAACUCAGUGAGAGGACCAAAAGAGAGAUAGAUAAUUUUAGACAUUAUGAACAGGCCAUAGAACAGUCUGUGUGGGUGAAGAAGGGAACCAUGCAGUGGUGGAGAGACUGGAAGCCACACAAGUGGAUAGAUGUUCAUUUUGCCCUGGAGCAGUUCUCAGGAUCAGAGGGCAACAAAGACGGCAUCCUCUUCAUCUAUUACAACUUUUAUGAGGAGAAGAAGUACCUGCAUGCCUUCAUUAAUGAGGUCACCAUCCUGGUUCCUGUGCUAAAUGACUCCAAACACUCUUUUGCCAUCUACACUCCUGAGCGGACCAAACAGAGGUGGCCAAUCAGAUUGGCAGCAGCCACAGAGCUAGAGAUGCAGGACUGGCUGGCGUUGUUGAGUGACUCGUGCUGCGACUCACGGGUGAUCCAGGGUCCUCCCUCCAAACAGGCCAUCUGGUCGGUCACCUGUAAAGGAGACAUCUUUGUCAGUGAGCCCUCUCCUAGUCUGGAGGCCAUGCCUUACCCCUCACCCUGCGACCAGAUGUUCUGGCGACAGGUUGGAGGUCACCUACGUGUGGUGGAGUGCAACAGUGUUGGCAUAGUGUGGGGGAUUGGCUACGACCACACUGCCUGGGUCUACACCGGGGGUUAUGGAGGAGGCAUCUUCCAGGGACUGUCCAGCAGCACAGAUAACAUUUACACACAGGUGGAUGCCAAGAGUGUCUACAUCUAUGAGAACCAGAGGUGGAACCCUGUCAGUGGCUACACCAACAGAGGGCUCCCUACAGACCGCUACAUGUGGAGUGAUGCAUCAGGACUACAUGAGUGCACAAAAACAAAUAUGAAACCCCCCUCCCCUCAGUGGACAUGGGUUUCUGACUGGGCUAUCGACUACAGUGUGUCUGGGGGGACAGACAGAGAAGGCUGGCAAUAUGCAGCUGAUUUUCCAGCGUCAUAUCAUGGUUAUAAAACGCUGAAGGACUUUGUGCGUCGCAGGCGAUGGGCCAGAAAGUGUAAAUUGACCACCACAGGACCCUGGCAAGAGAUUCCACCUAUAUCACUGAGUGAUGUGACCAUUCUGCCGUGUGCAGCUCAGAGCAGUGUGGACGUGGUUCCUCUGUGGGCGAUCAGCAACAAGGGAGACGUGCUCUGCCGACUGGGAGUCACCACACUGACACCUGCUGGAUCCUCGUGGCUCCACGUGGGGACUGACCAGCCUUUCAAGUCCAUCUCCAUUGGAGCAGCCAGCCAGGUUUGGGCUAUCGCCAAGGACGGUUCUGCCUUUUACAGGGGAUCGGUCUCUCCACAGAGCCCGGCAGGAGACUGUUGGUACCACAUCCCCUCCCCGGCCAAACAGAAGUUGAAGCAGGUGUCCGUCGGGAGGACAUCAGUCUACACUGUAGAUGAAAAUGGUAACCUGUGGUACCGGCAGGGUGUGACCCCCAGCUACCCUCAGGGCUCCUCCUGGGAACACAUCUCUAAUAAUGUACGCAAGGUGUCUGUAGGGCCUCUGGACCAGGUGUGGAUCAUAGCGGACAAAGUGCAGGGCAGCCAGAGUCUGAGCUGUGGAACAGUGUGCCAUCGACUCGGAGUCCAACCUAUGGAGCCUAAAGGACAGUCGUGGGACUACGGCAUUGGGGGUGGAUGGGACCACAUCACAGUGAGAGGGAACUCAAUGGAGCCGCCUCGCAUCCAUCUUCCCUCUCUGACCGCCCCAGCCCCUCAGAGCCCCCUCCCUGUCAGGAACAAGGAAGUCAACGGCGAUGCUGUGGGAUGCUAGACACACACAUAAACACACAUUCUGUACAUAGCCAUCUAAAACCAUAUUACCUUUGUAGUAAUAUGUAGUUUUGGUUUGAAAGUACUUCUAUUUUUAACACUGGAGUAGCAGCGAUGUUGAUUCAAGUCCAAACUCUGGAGAACAGCCUUUAGUCUUCACAUCACUGCAGUCAGCGUAACAGAAAGUUAGGACUUUUGGACUUUGAGAAAAAAACGUAAAAUGCUGAGCUGAAUCCGUCUCCUUUUCUCUGGAGAUUUUUAAUCUUUUGACCCAAAUGUUGUUCAUUUUUACUAAACUGUGCGGGCAUUUCUGUC
Molecule: messenger RNA, 4180 nt
Organism: Sander lucioperca (pikeperch)
Lineage: Eukaryota; Metazoa; Chordata; Actinopteri; Perciformes; Percidae
Gene: tecpr1a
Product: tectonin beta-propeller repeat containing 1a
Exons: 24
Coding region: 234-3866 (1210 amino acids)
Cellular component (GO): membrane
Source: RefSeq, a predicted model, not a curated record